CCAAAACAAGGAAGUAGAAGGAAACAUGUGAAGUAGCGAUGUUAGCGUUAUACCUUGACUGAAGUCUUAUUUAAAAUACACCAGUUAUGUGAAGUAGUAUGAGUAGAAUUUCAUAAUUUGUUUAGUAUUUAUUGGAACCUGGAUAUUUUGGUAUAAAUAAUGAUUGUUUGCUAGCUAGUAGUGAGCUGAUUUGGAAAUUCUUUAGCGUUCUUUAUAUAUUUUUAGAGUAAUGAAGUGGUUCAGGUUUCCAGCUCGACACGGCUAUGCGGUGGAAAUAUCCCCGUUUCUCCCCAACAUACUGGCUUGUGCUACAGCUCAGUAUUACGGCAUAGCAGGAUGUGGAACGCUGCUAGUGCUGGAGCAAAGGGAAUCGGAUAUUGUGCUGAUGAGAAGCUUUGAUUGGAACGAUGGGCUCUUUGACGUGACGUGGAGCGAGAACAACGAGCAUGUGCUGGUGACUGGAGCCGGUGAUGGCUCAUUGCAGAUUUGGGACACAGCCAACCCACAAGGGCCUAUCCGAGUACUGAAGGAGCACACUCAAGAGGUGUAUGCGGUGGAUUGGAGCCAGACGCGGACCGAGAACCUGGUAGUGUCAGGAUCCUGGGAUCAUACAGCCAAAGUGUGGGAUCCAGAGCGCCCUCAGUCCGUGUGCACACUUCAGGGGCACGAGGGAGUCAUAUACAGCACCAUCUGGUCUCCACAUAUCCCAGCCUGCUUCGCCUCAGCCUCAGGAGAUGGCACGCUGAGAGUUUGGGACGUAAAAGCAGGCUCCUGUCGACUGGCUAUUCCGGCACACAAAGCCGAGAUCCUUAGCUGCGAUUGGUGCAAAUAUGACCAGAACGUGUUGGCAACGGGAGCCGUUGACUGCAGCGUGUGUGUAUGGGAUCUACGCAAUGUCCGGCAGCCUGUAGCUCAAAUGCUGGGCCAUUCCUAUGCCGUCCGGAGAAUAAAGUUCUCACCGUUUUACAAGACCGUGCUGGCGUCCUGCUCCUACGACUUCACAGUCAGGGUCUGGGAUUUCUCCAGGAGUCCGCCGCUGCUCGACACCAUGGAGCACCACUCGGAGUUCGUGUGUGGCCUGGACUUCGACCUGCACAUCCCUAACCAGAUGGUGGACUGUUCCUGGGAUGAGACGGUAAAAAUCUACACCCCUCCAGGUCUGACUGCUAUGCAACCCAGCUCAGCGUAAAGAGGAGAUAACAUCCUGUCUGCAGCGAGGCUUCGAGUCGAGAAGUUUGCCACUGUGCUUUUCCUAAAGGUGGAAGAUCCCCCACGUGGGAAAUACAGUAUGAAACAGAUUCUGAUGAGUUUUAGAGCAUCUUCUUAUCAGUGUGAACCUGAAACCUGGAUUAGUCAGUUUGGAAAUCUGUGUGUCGCGUGAAGUUUCACCAGAAAGACACUUUACUGGUCCGUAUGUAGGUUCAGAGUCCUUGCUGAAGGUUGAUGCUAAGCUGGGUGAAAUUUAGACUCCUAAUGACUGAGCCAUGAUACUGGUGAUGAUAUCAUUUAGAAAGUGAUUCAUACAAAUAACAAUUAAUUUUUAAUAGGUGAAAAAAAUGGUAGAUUCUACAUUACUUUUAUGCAGUGGUCUGAAUAAAAAUAAUUUUAUAUGGUAAAAUAUUGACAUUUUGUAUACGUAUACUAGACUUAAUUAAACUGAAAUUUAAUAUGUUUCUAUUUUGCGUGUGCCUCAGCAAUUUCAAGUCUGGAGCAAGGCAGAUAUUUCUGCGGUCUGUGUUUGAUUACAAACUGAACCAAGUAGGUUUACGUCUGUGUUCUAGCCACUGUUUUUACCACAGCUUUUCGGUUAGCAGUUCAUAAGUCGUUAAGAGUCGCUAACAGGAACCGCAGGGUUCUAAUUCAGCACUGCUUUUCACUGUGGGGAAAGCUCAAGCUUACAAAUAAACGAUCAGAUCUUG
Hemibagrus wyckioides is the source of this 1919-nucleotide messenger RNA. It is a transcript of the gene pex7, whose product is annotated as peroxisomal biogenesis factor 7. Gene Ontology annotation, biological process: protein import into peroxisome matrix. Gene Ontology annotation, molecular function: protein binding. The transcript is spliced from 10 exons. The coding region runs from base 230 to 1189 and encodes 319 amino acids. Gene Ontology annotation, cellular component: cytosol; peroxisomal matrix. The record is from RefSeq and is a predicted model, not a curated record. Lineage: Eukaryota; Metazoa; Chordata; Actinopteri; Siluriformes; Bagridae.